ACCUCCCUCCCUCACAGCCACAGAGAAACCUGAGGGAACUCACCAGCCAACACGCACGUCACUCAGAGAUUUCUCCUCCUGUAGCUCCUUAAAGUCCGAGCUUUAUCUUCCAAACGUUAGACUGGUUUCCCCCCCUUACCGUGUCAUCAUCAGAUCAUCAUCAUCAUCAUCAUCAUCAUCAUGAGGAAGAUCACCGGCAAACACUUGCUGUGCUUCUUCCUGCUUGCCUUCCCGCUGUCCUGGGCAGAGGACACCAAGAAAGAUGUGCGGAAAACGGAGAAUGCAACAGUUUGGAGCCAAGUGAAGACUAAGCGGCUGUUUGCAAGGCAAAAGAUUUCUCCACCGCGGCAAAGUGUCAGUGCUAGGCACAAGUCAAACCUUCUAACCCCGGCACGUCGCUGCGGACGCUUGAUGGAAAGCUGCUCCUCGCACAUGCCAUGCUGCGACCCCUGCGCCUCCUGCCGCUGUCGACUCUUCAACACCAUCUGUCACUGCUGGAGGAUGAACCCCCUCUGCUUAAAGAAGACCUAGAUGGAGCACACACAUGCACGCACACACACAAAUACAUCGCAACACCUGAACAUAUACUGCAAAGACAAACAGGCACGGAGGUAUUCACAUCGGCUCUGUGAGUUUUCCUCUACGGUAACACAGAUGCACUUAAGAGAUGAUCAGUAAAUUUCAAAAUAAAAUGAAAGCAUUUGGAUAAUCAUGAGAGAGUGAGGUUAAACUUUAAAAUAGCUUUCAAUCUUCUCUGGCUUCCAAAAUGAAUCACAUCAAAUUUUUUUUAUUAAAGCAUGCAGCCAUGUGGUGGAGCGUUCUUCUGUGCCAAAAACGUAUGAAAAAAAAUACUCAUAGAAAUAUUUGCACAAUAUUAAAAUGCCCUAAUACACAGCAUAUGUAUGCAUAGCAAAACAAGGGAUGGGUGACAUAUACUUCUUCAUGUAUGUAGACAAUUGUAUGUUGUUUGUUGCAUUAUGGGUAUUUCUUGCAUUAUUGCUGCUUUUGAAUAUCUUGCUGCUCUGCCAGAUUAAUCAUAUGAGAAAUCCAGUGAGAGGAUUUAAAUUUGAAUAUAAACUUGUUGUUGUUGUUAGAAUUAAUGUGGAUGAAAUGGCAUUUACUUGUGUAAAUGAUGCCUUGAAAAUCAGAUAAAUACAUGUGGAUCCCCAGAGUGAACUUACUAACUGUUCCCUUGUGGAUUUAGGAGUUUAUAUUUUUGCUAUUGAAUAAACACGCUGUAAGCCCAUA
This is a messenger RNA of Archocentrus centrarchus (flier cichlid), 1248 nucleotides long. RefSeq names its product agouti signaling protein, nonagouti homolog (mouse) 2b (gene asip2b). Bases 181 to 531 code for a protein of 116 amino acids. The record is from RefSeq and is a predicted model, not a curated record. Gene Ontology annotation, molecular function: neuropeptide hormone activity; type 1 melanocortin receptor binding. Gene Ontology annotation, biological process: neuropeptide signaling pathway; adult feeding behavior; hormone-mediated signaling pathway. Lineage: Eukaryota; Metazoa; Chordata; Actinopteri; Cichliformes; Cichlidae. The transcript is spliced from 3 exons. Gene Ontology annotation, cellular component: extracellular region.